This is a messenger RNA of Canis lupus familiaris (dog), 4454 nucleotides long. RefSeq names its product cyclin dependent kinase 5 regulatory subunit 1 (gene CDK5R1). Gene Ontology annotation, cellular component: protein kinase 5 complex; cytoplasm. Gene Ontology annotation, molecular function: protein kinase binding; cyclin-dependent protein serine/threonine kinase activator activity. The record is from RefSeq and is a predicted model, not a curated record. Bases 69 to 992 code for a protein of 307 amino acids. Lineage: Eukaryota; Metazoa; Chordata; Mammalia; Carnivora; Canidae. The transcript is spliced from 3 exons. Gene Ontology annotation, biological process: positive regulation of cyclin-dependent protein serine/threonine kinase activity; brain development; activation of protein kinase activity.
CGCAUCGCCUCCGGCCGGCAGGCUGGGCGCGCAGGGGCGCGGGCCCCCGCCCGGCGCGCAGCGGCACCAUGGGCACGGUGCUGUCCCUGUCCCCCAGCUACCGCAAGGCCACGCUGUUUGAGGAUGGCGCGGCCACGGUGGGCCACUACACGGCCGUGCAGAACAGCAAGAACGCCAAGGACAAGAACCUGAAGCGGCACUCCAUCAUCUCCGUGCUGCCGUGGAAGAGGAUCGUGGCCGUGUCGGCCAAGAAGAAGAACUCCAAGAAGGUGCAGCCCAACAGCAGCUACCAGAACAACAUCACGCACCUCAACAAUGAGAACCUGAAGAAGUCGCUGUCGUGCGCCAACCUGUCCACGUUCGCCCAGCCCCCGCCGGCCCAGCCGCCCGCGCCCCCCGCCAGCCAGCUCUCGGGCUCCCAGACCGGGGUCUCCUCUUCUGUCAAGAAGGCCCCGCACCCGGCUCUCACCUCCGCGGGGACGCCCAAACGUGUCAUCGUCCAGGCGUCCACCAGCGAGCUGCUGCGCUGCCUGGGCGAGUUUCUCUGCCGCCGGUGCUACCGCCUGAAGCACCUGUCCCCCACGGACCCUGUGCUCUGGCUGCGCAGCGUGGACCGCUCGCUGCUUCUGCAGGGCUGGCAGGACCAGGGCUUCAUCACGCCGGCCAACGUGGUCUUCCUCUACAUGCUCUGCAGGGAUGUCAUCUCCUCCGAGGUGGGCUCGGACCACGAGCUCCAGGCCAUCCUGCUGACCUGCCUGUACCUCUCCUACUCCUACAUGGGCAACGAGAUCUCCUACCCGCUCAAGCCCUUCCUGGUGGAGAGCUGCAAGGAGGCCUUUUGGGACCGCUGCCUCUCCGUCAUCAACCUCAUGAGCUCCAAGAUGCUGCAGAUCAAUGCCGACCCGCACUACUUCACACAGGUGUUCUCCGACCUGAAGAACGAGAGUGGUCAGGAGGACAAGAAGCGGCUCCUCCUGGGGCUCGAUCGGUGAGCCCUGUAGCCCGCAUCAUGGCUCAAGGAUUCAAUUCAUUUUUAAAAAUUUAUUAUUAAGCAAAUCAGAUUUUGUGUACAGUAUGUGUCUAGCAGAGCCACCGAGGGCCUCUUCCUUCCCACCUUCUCUCCUUGGGGUUUUCUUCAGCCCUGCCAAGAACUCUGGGCGCUUUUGAACUCCCGAACCUUGUGCAAAAACCCAGAAGAUGUGUUCAGAGCCACCCAGGCCACUGACUUCUCAACUUUGGGGAAUUUGAAGGACUGACCUGUCUCUGCCACCUGUGCCCUUGCUGGACCAGGGCAGGUGAGGCUGCCCGCCGCUCCUGGCAUGGUAGCCAGAGAGGGGCCUCUGGCCAGUUGGCCCUGGGGAGCCAUUGCUGUUGCCGGUUGGAGGGCCUUUCUUGGCUUUUGUUUUGGGUCAUCCGUUCUCCCAGAGGCCUGUGGAGCUGGCCACCCUGACCGAGCCACGAAUGGGGUUGUGAGGCGAGGUGCCCACCACCCUGGGACAACUCGUCGAGGAGAAGCUGGCCUGGUACAAAGAUUGUGUCCUGUCGUUUGACCAUGCACCACCCUGGUUUGCUCUUUUUUCUUUUAUUAGGGAGAAGAGUUUUCCUUUAGUGAAGACAUGGAACUUGCUCCCUGGCCUCCUUACCCCCUGCUCCCAGCCGUGUUGGUAGUGUCGGUUAAUGAGCUGGUUUGACUCAUUAAGUUCUUUGAUUUGGGGUCCCAGCUAAAGGGGUGGGGUGAAGCUAGGGACAGCUCCUUUCCUGGGCGAAUCUUUCCUUUGACUAAUGCAGCUUACUCACCCUGUGGCGAAGGCCAGGGCGGCUGCAGGUGCCCCUCACCGACAGCCUGCCUUCUGGGCAGGUGGGGUCGUCGUGCCUGAAACCAGCCAGUGCUCACCUGAGGGCUAAGGCCUCUUGCUGGUGCAUGACAUUUGUUCCUGCAGAGCCGAGGUGAUGUCGGGGACCAGAAUGAUGGGGUAAUGAUGUACACCCCCCGCCCCCGCCGUCCCCAUCCCUGUUCAUUUAAAGCUGUUUCCAAACAGUUCAGUUUCUUCUGAAGACGAAGCCUUGCCCUGCGAGGCCCAGUGAGACCACUGGAUCUUGGAGACAAUUCCAAGGCCGGAGUAGCGCUCCUCAUGGCUUCGGAAGCCUGCCAUUCUGCACCUGAUCAUUUGCAGCUGCCGAUUUGGGUUUCCACCUUAUCUUAGUGGCUGUGAAAAACACACGACAUGUACUUAAUCAAUUUCCUUUUUGAUUCUCCCAGAUUGGUGGCUUGGGACUUGGGAGAGGACCAGGAGAAGGGAGCGAGUCUUCCUCUGUGGCCCAUCACUCCAGCUUUGGGGAAUAAAGGUCAAUGUGAAGAUGCCCUGGGGAAGUCUCCCUUCCAGUCCCAGGGAGGGGGGGUGGCGGGGGGCAGGCAGAGGGUCCUCUGACACAGGAUAGGUUCUAGGUGGCUGCUGGUUUCAGCAGAAGCACUACUGAAAUUCACACGAGAGAAAGCUGUGAAACCGGGGUCUUACUUUAAGAGGCCUGGAGCGGAGCUGCCGCUUCCCUGGGGAAGGGGAGGAGGGCCCGCGGGGGGCUGGGAUGGCGAUCCCUCGCCCCAGCUGCGCUGAGCCCUCCCUGGGCUGCCAAAUAAGCUGAGGCGGAGCUGGAAGGAACCUCGGCUGCUGCCACAGACUUGGCCGCCACGCCUCUAUCUCGGUGGGAGCUGUCACCCAGCCCGUCUGUUCAGAUCCCGCUGCCACGUGUGACCUGAGGGGACGAUGAGAAUAUUCUGGACGCAUCUCUGCUAGCCUUUCUAGGCAGCCUCAGCACAGGCUCAACCAAAAUGGUUUUAAGACCAGCAAGCGGUUUCUUUGUUGUUGUUGUUGUUGUUAGGAAGGGGUUUCUUGUGCCUGUUUUGGAGACACACCAGUAGCUGGGUACGAGUGGCAGACAGGAAGUGGACACUCCAGGAGGAUCAACUGGCCUCUCUUGCUGGAGCUUCACCACCCCAGAAAUCUUUCUACCUUCCUCAUAUUUUAAAGAAAAGAAGGCAGAUUUUAUAGAUGGAGGCAGCGUGUCUUCUUCUGAUGGCAUGCCAAGCCAAAUGACAGCUGCCGUUGGAGGCUGGCUGCAAGGGGAGGGGUGUUUUCCUCCCCAUCUUCUGUUACAGGAUUUAAUGGCUCAGCAAACUCUGGAAUUCGGGGACUUUCAUCUUGUUUCAUCUGUUCCGAGCCAUCAUUGCAGGCAAAUGGCCUUUAUCAAAUUACGUUCCUUCAUUUUGCAUUUAGAGUCCUGUCCUCAUUAGAGAAAUCUGUGGGUAAAUGCAAGACCUGAUCAACGGGCAUCCCCAUGUAAGCCCUGUGUUUUUUGUCAGUUCUGCACAGAAUGGGGCAAGAAAAGUCUCCGUGGGAGCUGAACUGGCCCAGAAAAUGUUCCCUCCUGUCCAGCUCUGCUCAGCUGGGAUUAGGAGACUCCCACCCACUGGCCUGCUCCAUGCAGACUAGGACGUGCAGAAAUGAGUGGGACACUAUCUCAGUGGCGUUGCUGAUUCCCUGCUGGAGCAGUGGUGACCUGUUCUGAUAAAUGGACUCUACAGGGGAAUGGAGGGGGUGGAGUGCAGUGCAGUGCCUCGGUGAGCAUGUUCUCUGGGGGCCGGCGAGGUGCUCCCGAGAAUGUGAGGCUAGUGCAACAUGCGCUCUCAUGUUUGCACACAGGAUGUGGUGGGAGGAAGCUCGCCUUGCACCGAGCACAGGCAGGUUGUAAAUAGAUACCUCUCCAAGUGAUGAGACGUGUAGUAAGCAUUUCGUGAUGGACCAGAGAGUCAGGCCAUUCUCUUUCUAGGCACCCCUAGGACACAAACGAGUAGGCUUGGGUGCUUGCCAAGGACAUGCUAUAGAUGGGACAUCUAGAGCUCAUGUGUGCAGCUGUCUCAGUGCGUUUUGCUUCAGGAAGCAAGCCCCUCUACUUGUGUCAAACCACAGGAGGCUAGUCUUUCAAAAUCCGGCUUUAGGAAAUGCUACUUCUGUUUCUGUUGGAGUCGAAUGGGUACUUGGGGCAAGGUCACUUCUAAAGCGAGUCUGAGAGUUCAGUGCCCCACGGUGCUGAAAUCAGGGAGGAGUGUCCCAUCUCCUGGCCUACUGAAUCCUGUUUGGGCUUGCUGCUGGUAAGGGAUGGGGUCACCAUUUUUUUUAGAAGAUAAAACUUCCCUUGUCACUACACGGCUCUUGACAGGCAGCUUGUCCUGAGGCCCUGGCCCAGCCUGGCACCUGCCUCUACAUCCCUGAACUGAGCCAGCAUCCAGGAGGUCCUGUGGGCAGAAACCCCAUGUACCCUACUUGUGACCCUGCCUCUGCUCUCUCCUUGCCAACCACCAUCACCCAUUUCUCCAUUUCUCCCUGGCCUACUCUUCUCUUGGCAACUAUUUACUGACCACCUACCCUGGCUGGGCCCCAGGCCCGAGCUCAAGAUAC